AUCAUGGCUCCCUGGCCAGAGGUAGAAAAGCCUGAAACCAAUAACUAUAUUGGGGACUCUUCCAAACAUAACCAGAACAUAGCUGGGAAAGAAGGAGAUAAUCACAAAGGCAAUGUGGCUUCCCUUGGAAAUAAAGGAGAAAUUCAACCUGCGUUUUCCACAGUAGCUUUGAUAGAUGAGACAAGGCCAGAAGAAGACCCAUGGGCUCUGCCAGAACUGCAGGACACUGGGGUCAAGUGGUCAGAACUGGAUGGAAAAGGAAAAGUCAUUCGUGUACUCUAUGGGAUAGGGAAAUUCAUUAUGCUACUUGGAUUACUCUACAUGUUUGUGUGCUCUCUGGAUGUACUGAGCUCUGCUUUUCAACUGGUAGGAGGUAAGGCAGCAGGGGACAUAUUUAAAGAUGAUUCAGUGCUCUCAAAUCCUGUUGCGGGACUGGUGAUCGGAGUUCUGGUGACUGUUAUGGUGCAGAGCUCCAGUACAUCUUCAUCUAUUAUAGUCAGCAUGGUGUCCUCCACAUUGCUGACUGUCAGAGCAGCUAUUCCUAUCAUCAUGGGAGCAAACAUUGGCACCUCUGUUACAAACACUAUUGUGGCACUUAUGCAAGCUGGGGACAGGAAUGAAUUUAGAAGGGCCUUUGCUGGGGCAACAAUCCAUGAUUUCUUUAACUGGCUAGCUGUGUUUGCCCUGUUGCCCAUUGAAGUUAUUUCUGGCUAUCUCUACCAUCUCACCAAUGUUAUAGUUGAGUCCUUUCAUCUUGAAAGUGGUGAGGAUGCCCCGGAGCUACUAAAAGUUAUCACAGACCCCUUUACAAAGCUCAUCAUUGAGCUUGAUAAAUCAGUAAUAAAUGCAAUUGCUACUAAUGAUGAAUCAGCAAAAAACAAAAGCCUGGUAAAGAUCUGGUGUGUCACUGAAACCAAUGUGACACUGCAGAAUGUCACAAUUCCACCUUCUGAAAACUGCACAUCUCCUGACUUUUGCUGGACUGAGGGAAACGUGACAUGGACCCUCAAGAAUAUAACUGAAACAGAGUACAUCAGUAAAUGCCAACACAUCUUUGUAAACUCAGACCUGCCUGAUCUUGCCAUCGGGCUCAUCCUUCUGGCUUUGUCUUUGCUUGUUCUGUGCUCCUGUUUGAUAAUGAUCGUUAAGCUGUUAAACUCUGUUCUUAAAGGACAAGUGGCAAGUGUCAUCAAGAAGACAAUCAACACUGAUUUUCCAUUUCCUUUUACUUGGCUUGCUGGAUACCUGGCUAUGCUCGCAGGGGCUGGUAUGACCUUCAUUGUCCAAAGUAGUUCUGUUUUCACAUCUGCUAUUACACCCCUUGUUGGCAUUGGUGUUAUCAGCAUUGAGCGUUCCUAUCCUCUCACCUUAGGAGCCAACAUUGGCACAACUACAACAGCUAUACUUGCAGCUUUAGCAAGUCCGGGGAGUACGUUAAAAUAUUCAUUACAGAUUGCCUUGUGCCACUUUUUCUUCAAUGUCUCUGGGAUUAUUCUGUUUUAUCCGAUACCUUAUACCCGCCUGCCAAUCCGCAUGAGCAAGACCUUGGGAAAUAUAACAGCCCAGUACAGAUGGUUUGCUAUAUUUUAUCUUCUUGUCUGUUUCUUUCUUUUGCCUUUGUUUGUAUUUGCUCUGUCACUGGCAGGCUGGGCAGUUCUUUUGGGUGUUUGCCUUCCCCUGUUUCUUCUUUUUAUUGCUGUGGUUGUAAUUAAUGUUAUGCAGAAAAGGCGACCACAUUCACUGCCUGAGAAGCUCCAAAACUGGGAUUUCCUACCUCUCUGGAUGCACUCCCUAGAGCCCUGGGACAAUAUAAUUAUGUCUUCACUUGCUUUUUGUGGGAAACACUGCUGUGGCUUCUGCAAGUGUUGCAAAGUCAAUGCUGAACAGGAGGGUGCCAAAGACAAGCAGCUAAAAACUAUGGAAGUUUAUGAAAACACCAUGGCAAUGGCUGAUGAAGAAAGAGGUGGAAGAAGGGCACCAGCUGUAGCUUGUGUUGACAAAACAGGCACAAACAACACAGCUUUAUAG
This is a messenger RNA of Cinclus cinclus, 2028 nucleotides long. RefSeq names its product solute carrier family 34 member 2 (gene SLC34A2). Gene Ontology annotation, molecular function: sodium:phosphate symporter activity. Gene Ontology annotation, biological process: intracellular phosphate ion homeostasis; sodium-dependent phosphate transport. The coding region runs from base 4 to 2028 and encodes 674 amino acids. The transcript is spliced from 12 exons. Gene Ontology annotation, cellular component: brush border; vesicle; apical plasma membrane. The record is from RefSeq and is a predicted model, not a curated record. Lineage: Eukaryota; Metazoa; Chordata; Aves; Passeriformes; Cinclidae.